GACUGAAUGACUGAUUGAAUGAUUGAAUGAUUUGAUCACAAAUGGAGUCAAAUAGCAGUGAAUUAGUGAAUGGUUUGAAUGAAUCCACCGAUGAUUUGGUCACCAAAUUGUCGGCCACUGAAGACAAACUUCAAAAGUUUAAGGCAUUGGCCGUCAAACUGAAGAAAGAGCUGAAUGACACCAAACAACAGCUAUCAAAGUCAUUGUCCGAUUGCAAUGAAUUCAAAGCUCAGCUCAAGACUCAGGACAGGGAGAAGAUAUCGUCGUCCUAUCAGCAGAUAGUCUUGAAUUUUCAGAGUUUGCAAUCAGAAUACGACAAAAUCCAAGACGAAAGCGAUUCCCUUAAGACUAGAAACAAAGAACUCGAACGCGAUUUAAGCGAUGGUCUCAAUGAGUUGACACGAGUCCGACAGGAGUUGGAGGAAACUAAGGAUCAAAUCGAUGGACUCAACGGUUGUGUCGCUUCUCUCAAAGAAGACAAACAGUGUUUAGAAGUCAGGAAAAGAGAGUUUGAAUCGAAAGUAAUUGUAUUGCAGAAUGAGUUGGAUUUGGAGCGCAAGAGGAAUGUGGCGAACACUGGAUUAGAGCAGACCAUCGCUGAACUCCACCACCAAUUGGAUGAGAAGACCACUGAGAUUAUAGAUCUAAGCGAUCGCUUUGAGACCACUAAACAAGACAUCAAACAAUUUGAUGAAUUAGUUGUUGAGAAACAGGAACUCAUGUCUCGCGUCGAGUCCUUAGAAAAGGAGAAUUCACUUCUUAAAGAAGAUGUCCAGAAGUAUAGCGAAACACUUGAGACACAAUUGUCUGAAAUAGAAAAUUAUAAGAUUAAGAGCUCUGAGUGGACGGCACUGAUCCACAGUCUCGAGACUCAAUCCAAGACAUCGAAUGAGUUGUUCAAUAAGACUAUAAAGAGUUUAGAGACAAAAGUACAUGAAUUGCAAACACAUGUGAAUGGUUUGGAAAAAGAGUUGAUCGCCAAAGACGAGAAGUUCGAGGAAUACAAACACAGAGUUUGUAAAGUUCUUAAACAACAAAAUGAUAACCAAAACAGUGAUCGCAACUCAAAACAAAUUCACGCGUUUGAGACAACGAUAGAGAAUUUGAACUUAGAAUUAAACUCUUUGAAAAUUAACGAAUUUAAGAGUGAAAAUGAAAAACUCAAGUCUUUGGCCCGAGAACUGCAAUCAUCGCUCAAAACUUCAGUUUCUCCGACUUCGAUGUCCGGUAAUAUUCUUCAAGAAAUACUUUAUUCCACUGAAACUCAAGAGAUGAGGCCGUUGAAUCAAGACUUUACUAAACACUUAACUGCGGCUCAAAACAAAGUGGAAAACUUAACGCAGCUAUUGGAAGAGAGCGAAAGCAAUAAUAUGUUAAUAAGUGAACAAAACAGAGUAUUAAAAGAGGAGAUCCGAAGACUUGAACGCAGUAUUGAACGCAUAGAGAUGGCCGACAAUCUGGAGUAUCUCAAGAAUAUUAUUGUUAAGUUCAUUACUCUUAACGGAGAGGACGAAAGACAACGACUUAUUCCGGUUUUGACAACAAUUUUGAAGUUAAGUCCAGACGAACAGAGUUUGUUUCAAACGUUCACUUCAAUCGACCAAAACAUUAACCAAAACAAGUGGACAGACUAUCUCUACAACUGGACGGCCGAUAAUAAAUGAUUUUUAUCUGUGAUUUAAGUUAAUUUUAUUUAUAAGUAAUUAUGUUUUUGUCUUUUCAUAAUAUAUUUAAAUGUUUUAUCGAUAAAUAAAUUUAUUUUUACAAAUAUUUAC
This is a messenger RNA of Oppiella nova, 1775 nucleotides long. Lineage: Eukaryota; Metazoa; Arthropoda; Arachnida; Sarcoptiformes; Oppiidae. The record is from the annotation of a GenBank genome assembly.